This is a messenger RNA of Lonchura striata (white-rumped munia), 635 nucleotides long. RefSeq names its product butyrophilin subfamily 1 member A1. Gene Ontology annotation, molecular function: protein binding. NCBI's taxonomy places the organism in Eukaryota, Metazoa, Chordata, Aves, Passeriformes, Estrildidae. The record is from RefSeq and is a predicted model, not a curated record.
GAAGAAAGGACUCUGAGGGUGCAAUGACUUUCUUCCUCAAACCACGACCAUGCACAUGGGACCUUGCCCUGGACUACCACACCGCCAAACAGUUUGAAGUGGACGUAACCCUAGAUCCAGCCACAGUGGGUCCAGAGGUGAUCCUCUCGGAGGACCUCAAAGAAGCCACCUGGGGUAGACCUCGAUGCCAGUGGCCUGAGGGUCCAGGCCGUUUUGACACAGACCCAUGCAUGCUGGGCAGUGAGGGCUUCACCUCGGGCCGUCACUACUGGGAAGUGGAGGCCAAUGGGCGCUUCUGGGCUGUAGGGGUGGCCCGUGAGUCAGUCCGGAGGAAAGGCCGAGUCCUAUUCAAGCCCAACACUGAAAUUUGGGGCUUGCAGAAGUAUGAUGAGCUCUGCGUUGCCCUCACAGCUCCAUCCAACACCUCUGUCCCACUCCUCAAUGGGGAGAUUGGGGUCUACCUGGACUACGAGGUGGGACAGGUGUCUUUUUAUGCUGUCAGCAGCCGCCAACGCAUCUUCACUUUUCCUGUGGCCUCCUUCAGUGGGGAGAGGGUCUUCCCCUACUUUUGUGUGCUCCUCUCAACCAUUAAACUGUCCCCCAAGGGCUGAUGCCCUGGGAGGAUUCUCCCAAAA